AUGAUGAUGAUGACGACAAUGCGAGAUGGCCGGGUGGAGGUGACAUUGCUGACUGCCAGAGCCAAGGUGGCUUCGGUCAAGAAGCAAAGUGUGCCUUGCUUGGAACUAUGCGGAGCUGUUCUAGUGGCUCGCUUGCUGCACCGGGUGGCUCAUGACCUGGAUUUGGAGGACGUGCCUGUCGUUGCCUGGACAGAUGCUAGGGUCGUCCUUUGUUGGCUGCGUUCCCAUGCGUCGCGCUGGCGACCGUUUGUGGCGCAUCGAGUGGCAGAGGUACAGAGUCUGGUACCGGGCGAACGGUGGAGACAUGUUCCGACUGCAUCAAACCCGGCUGACGUGGCAACCAGGGGGAUUCCGGUCUCGGAGCUUCUUGGUUUAGACUUGUGGUGGAGAGGCCCCGUCUGGCUUCGGGGACCAACCACCGCGUGGCCUGUGGUGGGUGACCUCGGUGCCCAUCACGAGGAAGAAGAAAAAAGGGCGGUGCACCUGGCCGUCCCAGAGAAUCCGGAGGAUCUCUUUGAAGGGAGAUUCUCCACUUUGACGCGGUUUGUACGCGUAGUAGUCUACUGUUACAGGUUCUAUCACAAGGCUCGAGGUAUGAGGGACCAAAGCGAUUUCCUGUCCGGCGCCGAGUUGGAGGUGGCUCUAUCUGUGAUGGUGAGGCGGACGCAGCGAAGGGAGUUUCCAGGAGAGCUGGGAGCGCUUACGGCGGGCGGCCUAUUGCCCGGUGGCUCGUCUCUGCGAGCAUUAAGCCCGUUCUUGGACGAGGAUGGGUCCUUACGAGUGGGCGGUCGACUUCAAUCGGCUCACCUGCCCUUCUCAGAAAAGCACCCGAAUACUGCCGAAAGAGGGUUACUUUACCGAGCUGGUCCUUCGCGACGCGCAUACGGCGACCCUGCAUGGAGGCCCUCAACUCAUGCGGAGCUAUCUUCUCCGUCGCUUCUGGGUCGUGGGGGUGGCCACUCGGGUCCAAAGGAUCGCCCGGGACUGCGUGCGCUGUGCCCGCUUCCGCGCGGAACUAGCGCAACAAAAGAUGGGUCAGCUGCCGCCGGAGCGCCAACCAGGGCCGUGCAUCUGGAGGCCGUAUCGGACCUGUCGACACCGGCGUUUAUUGCAGCAUUCCGCCGAUUCAUUGCCCGUCGAGGUCGUUGCCGUCUGCUGCUCAGCGACAACGCGACUAAUUUCCGGGGAGCUGACGCCGAAUUGAGAGCCAGAUUCCGUGCCGCCUCCGACUUCUACAAGAGGCCGGAGAAGCUCCUCACUUGGAGGCCUCUGGGAAGCAGGGAUCCGUUUGGUCAAGCAUCAUCUGCGCCGCAUUCUCGGGACCAUGCCUUGACCUACGAGGAACUAUUGACGCUGCUAUGCCAGAUUGAGGCCUGCCUUAAUUCGAGACCGCUGAGUCCGUUAAGCGCAGACGCCACGGAUCUGGUGGCGCUAACGCCUGGUCACUUCCUCGUGGGCGAAGCACUCGGCACUAUACCGGAGGUCCCGGUGUCCGAUCUCCAUCCAACAUCGCGCUGGCGGUUGAUCUCCGCAAUCAAGGAGUCCUUUUGGAACGAUGGCACGAAGAGUACCUGCAUCAAUUGCAGCAACGCUCCAAAUGGACCCGAGAGCGGACCAACCUUACGCCGGGCAUGCUGGUCUUGGUGA
Molecule: messenger RNA, 1647 nt
Organism: Nylanderia fulva
Lineage: Eukaryota; Metazoa; Arthropoda; Insecta; Hymenoptera; Formicidae
Source: RefSeq, a predicted model, not a curated record